GUGGUAAUCACAAAUUCAAGAACAACAGGGGAGGUCAGUGUAAUUUACACAAACCUCGACUCAAAGGCAUCGCAGUACCUUUCCUUCCUCUUUGCAUUGAAGCUCGCAGAUCGGAGGGCCGCUAGGAGAGCUAGGGUUUCCGACUCAGUAAUGCCCCUGGUUCUAGGGUUUUCUCGCUCGCGCAUUCAGUCUCCAAGCGAUCGCUGAGCUCGUUCGAGUCGACUCGGAGACCCAGAGGGGGUGACUCGGCCAUGUACAGCGGGUCCAGUGAUGGCGAGAGCCACGAGGCCACGCAGAGGAAGAUCCCGCCGGCUUCGUCGAUGCCUUGGGCCCGAAACCUCCGCCGGUUCAUCGGAUCCGGCACCGGACUCGGAUCCGAAGCCCUCAUGGAGCUUGAAACAAAGAGAAUCUUGCUUGAUAUAUUUAAAGAGAAGCAACAAAAAAGUGCUGAAGCUGGCACAAUCCCAAGCUUCUAUAAGAAGAAACCUGAAGAAGGAUCCAUUAGUCACAGGGUGCAGAGGCUGGCAAAAUAUCGAUUUUUAAAGAAGCAAUCAGAUCUAUUGCUUAAUGCUGAUGAUCUAGAUGCAAUGUGGGUUUGCCUAAGAGAGAAUUGUGUAAUUGAUGAUGCUACUGGUGCGGAAAAGAUGAAUUAUGAAGAUUUUUGCCACAUUGCCUCUGUAUGUACAGAGCAAAUAGGCCCUAAAUGCCGGCGCUUUUUUAGCCCUUCAAAUUUCAUGAAGUUUGAGAAAGAUGAGUCAGGAAGAAUUGCCAUUCUGCCUUUCUAUCUUUAUGUGAUGCGUACGGUAUCGCUUACACAGGCCAGAAUUGAUAUGAGUGAGCUUGAUGAGGAUUCUGAUGGCUUUCUACAAUCUCACGAAAUGGAAGCCUAUAUACGAGGCCUUAUUCCUAAUUUGGCACAAUUACGGGAUAUGCCAUCAGCCUUUGUUCAAAUGUAUUGCCGCAUAGCUGCACAGAAAUUUUUCUUCUUUUGUGAUCCUCAUAGACGAGGUAAAGCCUGCAUAAAAAAGGUGCUGCUAAGUAACUGUCUCCAGGAACUGAUGGAACUGCACCAGGAGAGCGAGGAAGAAGUUACUGACACUGAACAAGCUGAAAACUGGUUCUCCUUGACAUCUGCUCAACGCAUAUGUGACAUGUUUCUUGCCCUGGAUAAAGAUAUGAAUGGAACAUUGAGCAAGCAGGAGCUUCGAGAAUAUGCAGAUGGGACUCUGACUGAAAUUUUCAUUGAAAGGGUAUUUGAUGAGCAUGUUCGCCGUGGCAAAAGUGGUGGAGGAAGUGCAAGGGAGAUGGAUUUUGAAAGCUUUCUGGACUUUGUACUGGCCCUAGAAAACAAAGACACUCCAGAAGGGUUAACUUAUUUGUUUCGAUGUCUUGAUCUUCAAGGGAGGGGUUACCUUACAACAGCUGAUAUUCAUUCUCUUUUUAGGGAUGUACACCAGAAAUGGAUCGAGGGUGGGAACUACGAAUUGUGUAUCGAGGAUGUAAGAGAUGAAAUUUGGGAUAUGGUUAAGCCAGCUGACCCACUAAGGAUUACAUCAGCAGAUCUACUUUCUUGCAAGCAGGGUGGGACUGUGGCCAGUAUGCUCAUUGAUGUGCGUGGUUUCUGGGCCCACGACAACAGAGAAAAUCUUCUCCAAGAGGAGGAAGAGCCAGAAGAAGAAUGACAAAAGGAUCUACUAUAUGGCAAACUGCCUCUCAACUAACAAAAUUGUUGUUUGAAGCUUAGUGUAAUAUUUUUAUAGUGUGAUAACUUUGAUGUGUUUUUACUGGUUUUCUUUUUAUACGUAGAAUUUGCUGUGCAUGUUGUUGUCACUUGUAAAAGAAUAACGUAUUAGCUGUUGAUUGGAAAUUUCUCCUCUCUUUGUUUUUGUGUGGAGGACUUGUGUAAACCGCCGUAUGUCUUCCUGUGGCACGGUUUUGGCAUCGAAUCGCAUUCAGAAGCUUCUCUUC
Molecule: messenger RNA, 1968 nt
Organism: Corylus avellana
Lineage: Eukaryota; Viridiplantae; Streptophyta; Magnoliopsida; Fagales; Betulaceae
Gene: FASS
Product: tonneau 2 (TON2)
Biological process (GO): microtubule cytoskeleton organization; regulation of dephosphorylation; cortical cytoskeleton organization
Cellular component (GO): spindle
Molecular function (GO): calcium ion binding
Source: RefSeq, a predicted model, not a curated record